CUGACCUCUCAAAGAAGAAAGGCCUCUGACAAAGGAGACAUUUGGUCACCUUGUACAGGGCAUUAAAAAUAAUUGCUUUGUGUAUCAGAGAAAUUCUCAGACUGUAGCUUUACCAAGCAAACAGAAGAAAAAAAUUCCAGAGAUAUGAGGCAUACAUCUUUGAACUCUGUGUACAAACAGUGCUUCAGCUCUGCUAUUAAUAACACUAUUGGUCGGCGUGGAAGAGAGAGAGAGCAUUAGGAAGAAUUUGCAGGUGUCAAACAGGAAGAACUGUGUUUAAAGGUGGAGAGAUUUAUGUAACUCUUCAUCUGAUGCCAUCUGACUGCAUCCCCUUCAUACCCAGAACUGAGGUUCCAUCCUUGUCUUUUGCUUUUUUACCCAAAGCCAAGAAAUGGAGCCCCCUGAAAUGACCAUCAUCGAAGGUGUGGGGGAUGAAGUAACAGUGGUCGCUGGCAUGAUAGUCCUCAUCAUGGCCCUGGUUCUCUCCUGGCUUUCCACUUAUGUUGCCGACAGUGGCAACCCUCUUCUGGGAACUGUUGUGGCUGCUGGAGACUCAUCAGUGAUCCACCUGAGCCCCAUUGAGCACUAUGUGGGGAAUUCAGUGGCAUCAGAACAUUCUGAGCCCCAGGGUGCUACAGAAGGAGCUGAAGAGAAGGCAGAAGAGGGCCCUGCCCCUGACUCUGGUCCUGCUGUUGAGCAAGGGGACAAUAGCAAUGGUUCAGAUGCUACUCUGGACCGCCUGUUGGACAUUCAAGGUCUUCCCCAAAGGACCUUUUCUAGCAUGGCCGUCUCCCCAGAGCAUCAAGGAUCUCCCCACACAGCACCUGUCACAGAGGAAAGUGGACCUAAUCCAGGGUUUAUCAAAGUGCGCCUGAAAUUUCUCAAUGAUACAGAGGAGGUGGCCACAGUGAGGCCAGAGGACACUGUUGGCAUCCUCAAGAGCAAAUACUUCCCUGGCCAGGAGAACCAGAUGAAGUUUAUCUAUCAAGGCCAGCUUCUCCAGGACCAGGCCCGGACUCUCCGCUCCCUCAACAUCUUGGACAACUGUGUCAUCCACUGCCACCUCUCUCAGACCACCGUCUCGGCCGUUCCAGACACCAUGGUGGCACCCUCAGAGGCUGGAGGGAUUGCUUUGAACAUGGGCAAUCUGAUGAUUCCUGUGUUCGUGGUGAUGCUGGCUGUCAUCUGGUAUUUCCGCCUCAACUACCGCCAGUUGUUCACAGCCCCAGCUACCAUCUCCUUAGUGGGGGUAACCGUAUUUUUCAGUUUCCUUGUUUUUGGAAUGUAUGGACGGUGAGCAACAACACAUUGGGGGAAAGGCCUUGGCUGGCCUUUAAGCAUGGACCCUCUCUCUUCACACUUUUCUCUUGUUUACCCCGCAAGUAAUUUGAGGGGGGGAGUUCUUCUCCAGAAUUCUACAUUAAUGGGAGAUAGUGGAGGGAAAGAGCCCUGCGGACUUUUAAAUUUAGAAACUAUGGAAGUUCAGUAAAUAUUUUUGAAGUAACCCAGUUUGGGUAUUUUUGAAGACUGAUGGUGGAAGGUAGGCAAAAGUAGGACAACUAUUAGGGCAGUCCCUAUUGACUUGCUUUUUGACUUCACACCACCUACCCCAGGUAUUAAACACUCCCCAGCUAUUAGAAGCAUUGCCUAUAUGUCUUCUGGCUUCUCUCUUACUGGGGGGGAAAGAUGUGGCUUCAUUUCACUGUGUCUUUUUCUCCACAACCAUGAGGACCAGGAACUUGCCAAGUAUUCAGAAGAGUAUGUAAGAUAACCUGAUCCUCCUGAGGCCCAGCUUUUGCCACUCAUGUAUUUAAGGACCGUCUCUGAGCCUCACACCAGAGGAAAGGGCUUCUAGCCAAGCAUUGACCUCUCUUUAUUUUACUGCUGCUUUGGAAAACUUGGAAGGAAUGGCCUUGGCACCUGCUUUUCUGCUGUACUUUACUGCAACCUUUUCUUCGAUAGUCAAGCAAUGAGUCCUUGCUGUCUCCCUGACAACAACCAUGCAGUGCUAAUAUCUUUCUCUCUUCCCUGCGGUUGAGCAGAUUGCCCCCCCUCCAAGGCUUUGGUGAGUCAUUCUGAAGCUCUGGCCACACCACACCUUAACUGCAUGGACACCAAGCUCAGAUCAUCUCUCUGCUUUGCAUAUGCUUCAGCCACCAAAGGGCCCUGUGAAGAGCCAAAAAGUAUGCCAUUCUUUCCCAAGGUAGCUCCCAAGAAUGCUGUUAACACUGUAGAACAUCUGCUGUGUGGAAGAAUGAUCCCAGCUCAGCUUGGAUUUCCUGUCCAGUCUUUGUAAUCAGGUUGGAUAAUUUACAUGAGUGGAUGGUGUACUGGGUGUUGGCUGAUGUCCUCCUUUUUCAGGAACAGUUUCCCUUCUGUAUGAAGCCCAGAGAAAACUUGGUGCAAGUAUUAAGAUAAUGCCUUGGCAUUCACUGCAACAUUCAGUAACUAAAAAACAGAGCGUGGGUUGAGCUCUUUCCAAUAAUGCACCCAUGAUAUAAUUGCUUCCUUAGCAUCAACAAGAUUAGCUGCAGGAUAAACAUAAGUCACUCACCAGAUCUCCCAGCUCCCUCCCACAAUCAAAAACAAAAUCUCUUGAAACCCGUAUCUAUUUAAUGGUGAGGAUGGAAAGUGAGAGGAAAGAGAGUUAACUUUCUAGUCCCCAACACUAGAGAAAGAAGCCCACUUUGGAUAGCCAGCAACAAAAAUUACACCUUAAGACUACAUGAAAACUAGUAUCUCACUACUGGCCACAACUUUAAAAUUGAGGCUUUUGUAGAAAGAUUCAACAAAUGAGGCAUUAUGUAAACCUAUAAUUAUGUAUUCUUACUAAAAAAAUCCAUGGAGAUUUCCCUCCCUCUCCAACAGUUAAUUCAAAUUGCCUAUAAGGUACAGGGGGAAUAAAAGUUAGCUCUUGAGCAGCUGUUCUGCAGCCAGUAAGAAUCCUUUCCAAGUCACCAGGCAGACAUGCUUUUGCAUGUGGAAGAGCCAUUUCUUUCCUCCAGUGCACCACAGAUGGCUAACUGAUGGGCUAAUAUUUUUUGUUGGAGCAAUGGGCAGAAGGAAACCCUAGUAACUUUUGCACAUUUGCAUAGCUGGGUUAGUGGGUGGGGGCUUUUAUGUUUAGCAUAGCUGUGGUCUUUGCACAUGAUAACUGAAAGCAAAGCAAAAAGACUGUCAACGCAUGUAUGCGACCUUCCCCGUUAUGCAGAUUGCAGGGGGCUGUCCCUCCCCCCCCCACACACAACACACUACCACCCUAUGAUCUAAAACUGGCCUUCAGCAACCUCCAGUGCUGAAGUGGCUGUGUGGAAAAGACCUGCUCGUAAGCAUGCCAGGCCCCUCCUCUCUUUGCAUGCAAGCUGAGAGGAACAGAACUAUGAGGGCAAGGCUACUCUGUAACAGUUAAGAAUUUUGCCUUGGUUUGUUCUUCACAGUGAUACACAGUCUGGUACUGUACUGCCAUAAGUUGUCCUUGGCUCCGUUGGGCUACUGUCCCUUGCACUGGUCUUAACAUGGAUGAGGUCAUUAACUCUGUCCACCCUUCUUCCUGUCCCAUGACUGUGACCUUAUAUGCUUGCAGUUUAGUAGGUCUGCUUUUGCCACAUAGGGAUUAAAAGGUGGUCCCCAUAAAGGGAAAGAUUGAAGAUUACCUGAAGAAUACAAUUAACAGUGGCAGGAAGAAUGGGGUGGGGCGGGGCAGGGGAGAGAAGCAACUCUUGAUGUAAGCAUCCUGUGCUAAGAAAACCAAAGUUCUGUGAACUGGCUAUAUUAACUAAGCUAGAACGUACCUAUUUAGCUUGUAUAAUCAAUCUCAAUUUUGGAAGCAUGGUAAGGAGUUAUACAGAGCGCUGGUCCUUUGCACUCAACUACUGGGAGCCCUCAACUGCCAGGUAUGGGCUUUAUGCUUUCAAGCUUCUGAGUUGAUCUUGGCAGCCUCAGACAUGGGUAUUAUUUUUAAAAUAAGGGAAAUUCUCAGGCUACACAGUCUCAGGCUACACUGUUUUGCGCAGACACCAAGCCCUGCAUUAAUUUUAAAUUAAGAGUGUUCUGGCAUUCACAAGGAACUGGACUGUGACUCUGAUUCAAACUGCAGGAGGAUAGCCGCAUGAAAGAGGAGCUUCUGCAACAGACCUCUUUAUUUACAUUGGAAAUGCUAACUUUAGGGUUUUCUUGAAGUUAAAGCCCAAGACACCCCCCACAGGGGUUUCUUCAGAACUCUGGAUUCUCUGUUGCAUCCUAAAAAGGAUCUGUAUGGAGCAGUCAUCUACACCAAAAUAUGUACAAAAUACUGGCAUCCUCUGAUUAAAAAAAUACUCUGAAACUCA
Eublepharis macularius is the source of this 4328-nucleotide messenger RNA. RefSeq names its product transmembrane and ubiquitin like domain containing 2 (gene TMUB2). The transcript has 3 exons. NCBI's taxonomy places the organism in Eukaryota, Metazoa, Chordata, Lepidosauria, Squamata, Eublepharidae. The record is from RefSeq and is a predicted model, not a curated record. Gene Ontology annotation, molecular function: protein binding. The coding region runs from base 392 to 1297 and encodes 301 amino acids.